GUUAAUUGUUAAGCACAGUUGAAGUAGUGGAUCCAAUUGAAAAUAUGAAGUUGGUCACACUCAAACUGAAACUUGGACUGAGAUGUCUUGAUUAAUUGUUGGAAGCUUAGCUUAAAAUAAAGCCUUUCUCUUUCCCUAUAUUUCUUUGUCUUUUGGUUUGCAGUUGUAGGGAGAGGACGAUUCCAUAGAGUUGUAGAGAAAGAUCUACUCGAAUGGAUUAUGAAAGGAUACACAAAGUUCAGACUGGCAUAAUUUCUCCAAGUAAGCUGAGGAUGAAGCUGAUGGGGCCUCAUCACAAUAGAAAGAAGGAUGGAUCAAACAGUAACUCUGCAAGAACUUCUCCUUCCAAGCUUGAGGAUUCUGAGUUCGUCAGAAACAGCUUAUUAGCCGCCAAGAAUGGAGAUUUUGAUGAUGAAGUUGCAGCUCCAAGCUUACAAAUCGCCAGUGAGGUAGUUUUGGACCACAACCUAGGUGAUCAAGCUUCUUGCCAGCCAAGGGAAAACACUGAUGUUGGUCCAGUCAAAAUGCAGCAAUUCUCAAAGGGUGAUAGUGGUAAUUCGAGUGCAAUUCACCCAAUGAGAAUGCUUGAAGAUGAUAAUCUAGAUUAUGACAGUAAUGCUAGUUCAUCUAGCUUUGAGUUUCAUAAAGGGGAGAGAUCAGGACACAAUCCCAUUGUGAGAUCAUUUUUGAGACCUAUGCCAUCUAAGUGGAAUGAUGCUGAGAAAUGGAUAAUGAAUAGACAAAUUGUGCAAACUAACUAUUCUAAGAAGAAUACUUUCCACAACCAAGCUUAUAGGUUACCAGUGACGAACAUUGUAAAAGUUGCUCCAGAAUAUGCAACUUAUGAUCAUAAACCAUCAAUUACCAGGGCAGCUGACACGAAGCGAGUAGAUUUUUGCCAACCUGCAUCACAAAUUGCUUUUGAGAAGUUCGCUUUUGCUCCCCCUGGGACGCAUCAAGGAUUCAGAGGUAAUGCAUUGAUUGAUACGUGUCCUCAAAGUAAGGAUUUGACGGAAGUGGGUCAGGGCGAGUUAUCUUCUGCAAAAGGUGCAGCAGAAGAUGCAUCAGUUGUUCCUGCCAUAAGAUCAGUGUGUAUGAGAGAUAUGGGAACAGAAAUGACUCCCAUGACAAGUCAAGAGCCUUCAAGGACUGCGACCCCUGUAGGGGCAACAACUCCACUCCGUAGCCCGACUUCUUCAAUUCCAUCUACUCCUAGGGGAGUAGCACCGGUAUCCACACCUGUGGAGCACAACACAGAUGAUGAAUCACGACGCCCCAUGGAAAAUGGCAAAAGAGAAUUGUCUGAGCAAGAAAUUAAGGAAAAGACAAGAAGAGAGAUUGUUGCUCUUGGUGUCCAGCUUGGAAAGAUGAAUAUUGCUGCUUGGGCUAGUCAAGAUGAGCAGGAAAAGAAUACUUCUUCAGUCAAAACAACUGAUAUGGAGGAGCUCGAGCGAAUUGAAUUUGAAAAACGUGCAGCCGCAUGGGAAGAAGUUGAAAAAUCUAAGCACACAGCAAGAUUUAAACGUGAAGAAAUCAAAAUCCAAGCAUGGGAAAGCCAGCAGAAAGCAAAACUAGAAGCAGAGAUGCAAAGAAUAGAGGCCGAAGUUGAACAAAUGCGAGCUCAAGCUCACGCAAAGAUGGUGAAAAAGAUAGCAAUGGCACGACAAAGAUCAGAAGAGAAAAGGGCAGCAGCUGAAGCGAGAAAAAAUAGAGAUGCAGAAAAAACAGCAGCGCAAGCAGAAUAUAUUCGACAAACAGGACGGAUGCCAUCAACGCAUUUCACAUGUUGUGGUUGGUUGUGAUAAAACUGGAAACAAUGAAUAAAAGAAAAGUGCUCAUACAUUCAUGGAGCUUAUGGUCCAAGAAGUGGUUGUCAUGUAUUCUACAAAAUGACCUGAGUUUGCAUUGUUGAUCUUUGAUAAAGAAAUAUAUAAAGGGUUGUGCUAAAAUCUUAAUCUUCUUUAUCUUUUAAUUUAAUGAAAAAAACCACAGAUGAAAAAUACCCUAAUGUGCUUUUGAUUAUUCAUUGGUAGCUUGU
This is a messenger RNA of Pistacia vera, 2038 nucleotides long. RefSeq lists its product as uncharacterized. The record is from RefSeq and is a predicted model, not a curated record. Lineage: Eukaryota; Viridiplantae; Streptophyta; Magnoliopsida; Sapindales; Anacardiaceae. The coding region runs from base 213 to 1802 and encodes 529 amino acids. The transcript is spliced from 6 exons.